AUGGCGCAAUCGCAGGCUCGACCCGCCAUAGCCGCGUUCGUCGUCGUCAUCCUCCUUUCCGGGGCGCCGGGAGCGCGGUCGCAGCAGCCGUACGGCUUUGCCGUCGCGGACUGCGGCAACAGCCACAACGACACCGGCCUCCUGGGGUACUUCUGCAGCCGGGGCGGGAGCGGGGGCGGCGCGCCGUCGUGCCAGACCUACCUCACCUUCCACGCCACGCCCGCCUACUCAGACCUCGCCGCCAUCGCGGCGCUCCUCGGCGCCGACGCCGCCAGCGUCGCCGCCGCGAACUCCGCAGCCUCGGUCACCGCGGCGCUCGCGCCAGGCGCCAAGGUGCUCGUCCCGGUGACCUGCUCCUGCACGGCCGCGGCGUCGUCCCGGUCACACUACCAGAGGAACGCGACGUACGUGGCGGUCGCCGGCGACACGCUGUUCGUCAUCGCGAACAACACGUUCCAGGGCCUGUCCACGUGCCAGGCGGUGCAGGAGCAGGGCCUCGGCGGCAAGCCGGCGACGACGCUCCUGGCCGGGCAGGCCGUCACCGUGCCUCUCCGGUGCGCGUGUCCGAGCGCCGCCCAGGCCGCCGCCGGCGUGAGGUACCUGGUGACCUACCUCGUCGACGAGUUCGACGAGCUGGCCACCAUCGCGGCGAGGUUCGGCGUCGACGCCGGGAGCAUCUCCGCGGCCAACGAGAUGACGGGUGACACCAUAUACCCUUUCACCACUCUGCUCAUCCCCGUCAAGUCCCAGCCCGACGUGUCGCAGCUCCUGUCGCCGCCGCCGCCGCCGCCUCCGCCUCCGGUGGCGCCUGCUCCGACUAAGAAGCGCAGGAACCACACUGGACUUUACGCUGGCAUUGGCGUGGCGGUGGCUGUUCUCGCCGUGGUUGCCGCCAUUGCGGCUUCUCUUGCUCUGAGGGCGAGGAGGCGGCGAGCCAGAGCCGCUGCCGCCGCGGCCAAGAAGGGCAGUAAAGGUAAGGGCAGGGCAUCGCCGGUGUUCACCGACGGCGAGGUCUCCGUGUCGAUCAGCGAGGCGUUCUCCUGCCUAUCCGACAUCAAGUCCUCCCUGAAGGUGUUCACCUACCCCGAGCUUACGGCGGCGACCGACGGCUUCAGCCCGGACCGCCGCGUCGGCGGGUCGGUGUACCGUGCGGUGUUCAACGGUGACGCCGCCGCCGUCGAGGUCGUCGACCGGGACGUGUCGGCCGAGGUGGACAUCAUGAGGAAGAUCAACCACCUAAACCUGGUCAGGCUCAUCGGCCUCUGCCACCACGGUGGCCGGUGGUACCUCGUCUCCGAGUACGCCGAGCAUGGCACGCUCCGGGACCGCCUCCUCGCCGGCGGCGCAGGCACGGAGCCGCCGCUGAGCUGGGCGCAGCGCGUGCAGGUCUCCCUCGACGUCGCCGAGGGGCUCCGUUACCUGCACGGGUACACGCGGCCGCCGUACGUGCACAUGGACGUCAGCAGCGACAGCAUCCUCCUCGCCGCCGGCCUCCGCGCCAAGAUCCGGAACUUCGGCGGCGCCAGGGUCAUCCGGGGCAGCACGGACGCCGGAGAGCGCGGCGGCGAGGCGUUCACGAUGACGAGCAACAUCGCGGGCACCCGCGGGUACAUGGCGCCGGAGUACCUGGAGCACGGCAUCGUCUCGCCCAAGGCCGACGUGUACUCCCUCGGCGUCGUGCUCCUGGAGCUCGUCACCGGGAAGGAUGUCGAGGAGCUGGAGGCCGGCGGCGCCGGCGACCCGUUUGCGGGCCUGAACGCGAUCGCCGGAGACCUCGACGACGGGGCGCCGAGGAGGAUGGAGGGGUUCUUGGACCCGGCAAUGGCGGCGGCGGGGAGUUGCCCGCGCGAGGCCGUGGCGAUGAUGGUGAGGCUGAUCGAGAGGUGCAUCCGGCGCGACGCCGGCGGCCGCCCGAGCAUGGGGGAGGUGGCGCAGCAGCUCCUGAUGCUGCAUGGCAUCUCCGGGGAUGGCUGGCACAGCUCGCUGGAGCACUGCCGGAGCUCCGGCGGCAACAGCGGCGAACAGCCGUAGUCCAUUCAUAGCGGUGGCGAAGGCGAGGCGAUAAACUCAAGAAAUCCUCAAGUGACCAAAUAUACUUAGGAUUUUUGUUUUUUUUUUCUGUUUCAUGAUAUUAGAGAUAUAUAGGAUUUAAUUACUGCUAUUCAGAUUGUCAAGAUGAAUUAGUCGUUUUUUAUUUUCAUUCUGGAAUAUAAAAAAUCAGUAAAUGUA
Molecule: messenger RNA, 2229 nt
Organism: Oryza brachyantha (malo sina)
Lineage: Eukaryota; Viridiplantae; Streptophyta; Magnoliopsida; Poales; Poaceae
Product: lysM domain receptor-like kinase 4
Exons: 1
Coding region: 1-2031 (676 amino acids)
Biological process (GO): protein phosphorylation
Molecular function (GO): ATP binding; protein kinase activity
Source: RefSeq, a predicted model, not a curated record